AGGAUCAUGGAAGCAAGUCUUGAAAUUCCCAAGGGUGGAUUUUCGUUUGACCUUUGCAAAAGAAAUGCCUGGCUAGAGUCUCAAGCAAAUUAUGGUUCCAGCUCCAUCAUUAAGAAAGCAAAGAAAACCGGAACCACCAUUGCUGGUAUCAUUUUCAAGGAUGGUGUAGUUCUUGGAGCUGAUACUCGCGCUACCUCUGGACCCAUCGUUGCCGACAAGAAUUGCGAAAAGAUCCACUACCUUGCCCCGAAUAUUUUUUGUUGCGGAGCCGGAACAUCUGCGGAUUGUGAAAAUGUUACUGAGAUGAUGGCUUCAAACCUUACGCUCCAUCGAUUGAAUACUGGACGCGAAUGCCGUGUGAUCACUGCUGUGACUAUGCUCUCGCAAUAUUUGUUCAGAUAUCAGGGCUAUAUAAGUGCUGCACUUGUGGUUGGUGGGGUUGAUUCGACCGGGCCUUCUUUAUACACCAUUCAUCCACAUGGUAGCGUUGAUCAGCUGCCCUUUGUAACAAUGGGAUCCGGAUCUCUUGCUGCAAUGGCGGUUUUUGAGGCCGGAUAUCAAGAGGGUCUUGAGAGACAACCGGGGAUUGACCUUGUACGUGCUGCGAUUCAAUCUGGCAUUGACAACGAUCUUGGUUCGGGAAGCAACGUGGACAUCACUGUGAUCACUCCUGAAGGGGUUCAAAGAUUCCGCAAUCUUGACAAGGCCGAGCCCAAGUAUAAGAGCAAGAAUCCUCUCUUCUACCCCAAGGGGACUACGAAAUACUAUGAUGAGAUCAUUUCUAAAGUCGCAAUCAUUGAAGGAGAUGCUAUGGAGCAAUGA
Guillardia theta CCMP2712 is the source of this 822-nucleotide messenger RNA. RefSeq names its product 20S proteasome subunit beta type 7. Gene Ontology annotation, molecular function: threonine-type endopeptidase activity. Bases 7 to 822 code for a protein of 271 amino acids. Gene Ontology annotation, cellular component: proteasome core complex. NCBI's taxonomy places the organism in Eukaryota, Cryptophyceae, Pyrenomonadales, Geminigeraceae. The record is from RefSeq and is a predicted model, not a curated record. The transcript is spliced from 15 exons.